UUCCUAUCCUUCUGCCUAGAAACAUCCAAGUUGAAUAAGCUCUCUCCUAUGCUUCACUUUAACAGUUUGUAUCCCUACAUCAUGGCAUGGCCUCCUUCUUUGGUACUUAACAAGCCCAGCAGCUCCAAUUAAAGUCCAAGCGAGCUACAUGCAGCUACUGAAGUGAUAUGUGCUCAAUGUGUUGCAUCAUCAUAUGCCUGAGGCGCAGAAGAAGACACAUCUGUUCAAGUUCUUUCAUGUUCGAGAGCUUGAGGAACUACUCGGGACCUGAAGUGGUAUAUUCUCAGUUGGCUGCGUCAUUCAUAUGCCUCCUGAGCUUGGAGAAACAUAUAAAAGGGAGGAGGCCGGUGAGUGGGGAGAAAUAUAUAGAGGAGAGAAAAGAGGGAGAGUGCGAUCGAUUGGUAAAGUAGAAGAUGAAGGAGGCCGCAGCGGAGCUGGGCCACCUGCUGGUGUUUGCUUUCCUCUUCUGCCUUGGCGCCUACAUGGUGACGCCGGUGAUCACCGACUUGACGAUGGCGGUGCUCUGCCCCGGCCAAGACCAAUGCUCCCUCGCCAUCUACCUCACCGGCCUCCAGCAAGCUAUCACCGGCCUGGGUGCACUGGUGGUGACGCCAGUCGUCGGGAACCUGUCCGACAGAUAUGGCCGCAAGGCGUUGCUGGCUCUCCCGGCAACCCUGUCCGUCGUUCCACUUGCCAUUCUGGCGCUUAAACAGAGGAGGCCAUACUUCUAUGCGUACUAUGUGGCCAAGACGCUGACGGCGAUGGUCUCCGAGGGCACCAUGACGUGCAUCUCGCUCGCUUACGUGGCUGACAAGGUGCCGAAGGAACAACGGGCGGCAGCCUUCGGGGUGUUCUACGGCGUCUGCACCGCCGGCUUCGUCGCAGGCACCAUUGUGGCCCCCUUUCUCUCAGUAUCCUCUACAUUCCAGGUGGCAACCUUGGCGGCAGUUGCUGCGGUGGUGUACAUGAGGGCCUUCGUCCAGGAGACGGACGGCGGAGCAUCGCUGCUGCGUGACGAGGAGGUCGCCAUUUUGCUCUUUGUUCCCUCGUCCAGUGCCGAAGAGGUGUCGCCGAGGCUCCCGCCUCUCCGGAUGGCAUCCUCGCUGUCGGAAGUAGCCGCCAUUUUUACCAGCAGCUCAUCUUUCAUGAGGGCAGCAGUCAUCACAUUUUUCAAUAGCCUUGGUGAAGCAGGCCUGCAAACUGCAUUAUUGUACUUCCUGAAGGCGCAGUUCCACUAUACCAAGAACCAGUAUGCAAAUUUGCUGCUUAUUCUUGGCAUCACCGAAAGUUUCUCACAGCUGACCAUAAUGCCUCUCCUAGCGCCAAAGCUGGGUGAGCAGAAGCUACUUGUUGUGGCACUUCUAGGUAGCUGCGUGCAUGGAUUCUUGUACAGCAUUGCAUGGUCAUUCUGGGUCCCUUAUCUUGCUGCAAGCUUUGUGAUUCUAAGCACUUUGGUCGGCCCUUGUAUAAGAAGUAUUGUAUCAAAAAAUGUAGGACCUUCGGAGCAGGGAAUGGUUCAAGGGUGUAUCACAGGAAUCAGCUCAACUGCACAUGUCAUAUCUCCGCUAGUAUUUACUCCCCUAACAGCCUGGUUCCUAUCGGAAACCGCACCUUUCAAUUUCAAAGGUUUUAGCCUUGCCUGUGCUGGAUUUGCAACGUUGGUAGCUCUCACAAUGAGCCUUAUUAUGAGGGGCAGCAGAAGUUCAGCCGAUUAAUAAAUAGAAGACCGAGUCAAUACAUGCCUAUUUACAUACGACAGAUCUCUAGAAUGCUAAUACUCUCCUCGUCCUUACUCCGUAUCAGUAGACAUGGUAAACUUCGAUAGUUGUUGUAUCCUUCACAAUGGAUUGAUAGGGAUAGAAAUAGUGAUAUAAAGUAUCAAAAGUAGAAUCAUGCCUCAGUUUAAUUGUAAAUUUAAUUUGAUAAUUGACACUACAAGGAUGAUUGGACAUAGCUAAUUAGUUAGGAAUGUAAGGGUGAAGUUUCGUGGAGUUUACUUGGGAGCCUAGUUUGCGUCAAA
This is a messenger RNA of Lolium rigidum, 2020 nucleotides long. Its product is annotated as hippocampus abundant transcript 1 protein-like. NCBI's taxonomy places the organism in Eukaryota, Viridiplantae, Streptophyta, Magnoliopsida, Poales, Poaceae. Bases 414 to 1715 code for a protein of 433 amino acids. The transcript is spliced from 16 exons. Gene Ontology annotation, molecular function: transmembrane transporter activity. Gene Ontology annotation, cellular component: membrane. The record is from RefSeq and is a predicted model, not a curated record. Gene Ontology annotation, biological process: transmembrane transport.